AUGUCCAGCCCACAAUCGGGAGACGACGACGACGACAACGUAGAAGACUCAGGCGAUGGCGAACAAAAACGCGCCGAGCUUUCCAAAUGGCUGGAUGAAGCGCUGGAACAACUUCAGGUGGAGAACGAACUGCUGGACGAGUGCAACGCUCAAAAGUUUGAACUGCAGCGUCAGAUCGUGAAACUGAAGGCCGCUCUAAAGGGAAAGGUUUCGUUGGACGAGGACGACACUGGUUCAUCUAGCGAAGUUCAGCAUCGUGCCCAAAACCAGCUGGAUGCUGUAAUUCGUGAGAACGUGGCUCUUCGCGCUCAGCUGCUGGAAAGCCAGCAGCGGAUCAACGAGUUUGAGCAGACCAUCUCGAACGCAUCGGCCAGCUUGGAGGCCGCCGGAAGCAUUCCCUGCGAUCAGUGCAUUUCGUUGGAGAGACUGCUGGAGGAAGCUAGGACGCAGCUGGACCAACGGGUUGCCCAGCUGUCGACGGCGGCGUACGAGAAGCACCAGCUGCGGGAGCAGAUAGCCGGCAUCGAGGCGAGUCAUCGGGCGAGGACCAGCGGACUUGAGGAUGCGGUCAAGUUUGACAUGAGGCAGCUUAAGGUUCUGCAGAGGACGGUGACGGACAAGCAGAAGGAGAUUGCCAUGCUGCGGGGACAAGUGGCCGCGACGGAGGAGCUGAACAAGGAACUCAAAGGGUGUAUCGCGGAGAAGACUGAGUUGGAGAGGACUGUCAUUAGGCAAAGCGCUGUUCUUCAGGACAAGGAAGAUAGCAUCAAGCGGUUGGAGGGGGAGCUUAGAGCUAGAGUGAGGCGUUCGGUGGAUGCUGGUCAGAUGACGGAAGCUGAGUUGGACGAGUCGGAGGAGGAGUCUCAGCAAAAUGCACGUGCGUUUCUGGACACCAGGAGAGAAUCCGGCUUCGUGACCGCGAUAUUCGGACUCAGCGGGGUCGAUUUAGUCUAG
Messenger RNA from Culex quinquefasciatus (southern house mosquito), 954 nucleotides. Its product is annotated as myosin-6-like. NCBI's taxonomy places the organism in Eukaryota, Metazoa, Arthropoda, Insecta, Diptera, Culicidae. The record is from RefSeq and is a predicted model, not a curated record. The transcript is spliced from 2 exons. The coding region runs from base 1 to 954 and encodes 317 amino acids.